AUGGAUGUUUGCGCCGCAAGCAUCGCCGUCGUCGCCAGAUGCUCCGCGAGCUAUCCAGUCCGAUGGUAUAUGUGGUGGAGGAAGGACGACUGCAGCGCACAAACUCUGUGGAACAGCGUCAAGAGCUCGAAUGACGUCAGGAGCAGUGUGUUUGCUGUCUGGGGUCCCGGAACCCCAGGAGCCAGUCAAAGGUUCCAGGAGUACGUCCUUAUGGCUGCUAACAACAAAAACUCUGCUUGCGUGAAGACUUAUCUUCUGGAUUGGAUCAAGUGCAAGGCUGCUGUGACGGAUGCUGCAGUUCAGUUCUACAACUCUGCGUUGGGUGUUGGGGUGACUAGUAUCAAGGACGUCGGGAAGAUGGCUGGAGUCAUGACCAUCAUAAUCAAGAAGAUUGGCGAGGGCGUGUUCAAUACGCUUGCGGAGAACCUGAGGCAGGGAGUCCGCAAUAAGAACAAGCACAACAUGGAUUUUCACAACGGUGGUAUCGUUCCUGUGCACGAGCAGCACCAGCUACUGAACGCGAAAGUCUCCACAUUUGACUUAGAGCUUCUUGCAGCUGAUGUCCUCCUGAUUGAUGACGACAAAGAUAGUGUGGGCCUCACCAAAUCAAUGAUUCUGUUCGCGUCUUCUGGCAACCCUUCCUGUGGUCAAAUUAAUCUUGCUCAACGGCUUGGCUCACCCCCUACUAUGGCUCGUCUGACGUCAUCAUGGUGGAUGCUGACGCUUCUGGUGCUUCUGCCGGCACUCGCCGCGUCAGCUUUCGCGGCGGAAGCUUCUGGCGAAGCUGCUACGGAAUCCAAACCGGAUCCUCCGCCUAUCACUCCUCCCUUCUCGGGAAAUGAGUUUGUCGUGCCCGAGUCCUUCCUCUACCCCAUGUUCGGCCCUCCUCACCCCGAUGGUCGUUCUGGGCCUGGCGGCCCCGGCGGUCCCUGGGGUCCGGGCGGUCCCGUCGGUCCCGGCGGUCCCGGCGGUCCCGGCGGUCCCGGCGGUCCUGGCGGUCCUGAUGGUCCUGGUGGUCCCGGUGGUCCCGACGGUCCCGGUGGUCCCUGGGGCCCUGGCGGUCCCGGCGGUCCUGACGGUCCAGGCGGUCCCUGGGGUCCCGGCGGUCCCGGCGGUCCCGGCGGGCCUGACGGGCCGGACGGUCCUCCUCGCGAUCCCUUCGACGGCCCAUUCUUUCGUUCCAGCGGGCUUGACGGGUCCGAGAGGCCCUCCCGGCCCGACCACAGGCCCUCGCGACCCGACCACCGGCCGUCCCGGCCCGACUGGCCGCACAAUUCCCCGCGCGAUCUUCUCGCCGACUCGCUUGACGGGUCCGACAGGCCCUCCCGGCCCGACCACAGGCCGUCCCGACCCGACCACCGGCCCUCCCGGCCCGACUGGCCGCACAAUUCCCCGCGCGAUCCUUUCGCUUCCGCCGACGCCUCAGACGAGUCCCGCCGGGGCGGAUUUUUCGCCUCUUUCGGCCCGCAUCCGCCCUUCGGCCCGCAUCCCCCCUUCGGUCCGCAUCCCCCCUUUGGUCCGCACUCGCACCCGCAUCCGCACCCGCCGUUUCCGCCGCCUCCUCCUCCGCUCGGCGCGAUUCAGCUGACGUUUGAGCUGCUGGCGGCCGUGGGGCGCGCGAUUCGCGUGCUGUAUGGCCCGAGCGUGGAGGCGGCAACGGGGGAAGAGCAUACCUGCGGAGAGUGCGUCACGUGGACGACCGAGGCGCUUCUGAAUGCCUUCUCUAAGGACAUUAACACCACCAUCUGUGCUGAAGACGCUCCUGCAGCAGCAACAGACCCGCCUCACCGCCACUUCUGUCGCCUCUUUGCCAACCUCACCACAGUAUCAGCCAUUGGCAUUUUCGACAAGAUCCACAUCAACCCUCUCUCCAUGGCUGUCUCGGUCUGCGCCAAAUUCGGGGCCUGCAUGCCUAAACCUCACCCUCCCGAAGCGAAUCCCGAGCCUGCUGCCGAACCUGAGGGCCUGGUCGAGGAGCAGGCUGUUGCCGAGCCUGUUUCCGAGGCUGAUACCGUUGAGGCGGUUGCUUCGGACGACGCACCUGUGAAGGUUCGCAUUGCAACGCCCUCGCGCCGCCUACUGGGGCACGACAAUGGGCGCAUGGAUAUGGACAUGGAUAUGGGAAGCGUGCACAUGGCCAUGAACAGCAUUGGCAUGCUCAUGUCAUCGUCCGUUCCAGAACCUUCCGAGGAUGCUUCCGCUGGCGCAGCCACUGAAGGAGCAAAGAACAGGGAAACGGAGGGAGGAGAGGCAGGAGAGGAAGGAGAGGAGGGAGGAGACAAAGGAGGGGGAGACACCUGCGACACGUGCAUUAUCGAGGGCUUUCAUCUGAUCGAGCAGUCUGUUCACGCCAAGAUCAAGUGGAUAUGCAGCCACGCAGAGGACGAGCACGCGCCCCCGCACAUCAGGGCGAUGUGCAAGUUCAUCCACCAGUACCCCUACCUCACUAUGGUCAUCGCUGUUAUGAAGAUCAAGCCGUGGGAGAAGGUGGUUCCGGCGUGCUUUCACAUGGGCGCCUGCAGGCCUCCCCACCCUCCUCCCCAUCCUCCGCAUCCUCCCCAUGGGCCCUGCCCCCCGGGGGAAGACUGUCCCCCUCCUCCUCCCCAUGGGCCUUGCCCCCCUGGGGAAGAUUGCCCCCCUCCGCCCUGCCCCCCUGGGGAGGACUGUCCCCCUCCCCCCUGCCCCCCUGAGGAAGAUUGUCCCCCUCCUACCCCCUGCCCCCCUGGCCAGGAGUGCCCCCCUCCGCCCUUCCCCCCUCCCUCCUGCGCCCACACUCCCCUCCCCAACGACGUUGUCCCCCUCCCCAUCCUCCCCACUCUCGACCUUAACAUUUUCCACCCGCCUCCGCCGUUCCCCCCUUCCUUCGCCCCUCCCUUCGCCCCUCCCUUCGCCCCUCCCUUCGCCCCUCCCUUCGCUCCUCCCAACCGCCCUCCUUUCCCUCCUCACCCAUCCGGCCCUCCUCCCCCACCAUGCUCCCUCUUCGGUUUCCUCCGUGCUGCUGGAAGCUUCCUUGCCCGCCUUCUCGGUUUCCCUCCCCCUCCUCCCCCCCCGCCGCCGCCCUGCCCGGGGAACGAACCUGAGGGGCUUUUAGCUAAGUAUCUCUUAGCUGAGAGCCAGAUGGUGGGGAAAGUUGCAGCAGGAGAGAGUGGGGAGGAGAGUUGGGAUGAUUCCGCGGAGGGUGUUGGGGCGGUUCUAGAUGGGGACGAUUUGAAAGGCGAUGGGAGCAUCGAGGUUGUGAGUGUGGGGGGUUUCGAAGAUGCUGGAGCAGAGAUUGAUGGUGCUGCUGCUGCUGCUGUUGCUGCUGAUGCCUAUGUUGAUGCUGCUGCUGCUGCUGCUGAUGCUGCUGAUGCUGCUGAUGCUGAUAGGAUGGUGAGGGUGAUGCUGGAUAGCACUGGCUAA
Messenger RNA from Closterium sp. Yama58-4, 3399 nucleotides. NCBI's taxonomy places the organism in Eukaryota, Viridiplantae, Streptophyta, Zygnematophyceae, Desmidiales, Closteriaceae. The record is from the annotation of a GenBank genome assembly.